AAAGCACACAAUCCCGACGCCAAACCCCGCAAAGUGGUCAACAAAUUCCGGUGCGAAUGGACGGGUUGUGCGAAGGCUUUCCAGACAAGGGGUUUCCUGACCGCUCACGUCCGUCAGGUGCACACCGAUGAGCGCCCCUUUGAAUGCCCUCAAUGUGGCCGUCGAUUCUCUAAUAACCAAUACCUUCAGCACCACAUUAAGUGCCACUCAAGCGAUAAGCCAUUCAAAUGCCAAUACCCGGGCUGUGAGUACAGCACUCACCAGAAGGCCAGUCUCGACGUCCAUCACGAACGGCACGACACGACCACCGCUUACAAGUGUCCCGAAGAGGGAUGUAAUAAGAGUUUUGCCGUUAAACUCGCGUUGAAUGUACACAUAAAGGGCUGUCAUCCGGCCGGCGGACGGCCGUAUGUAUGCGAUUGGCCCGGAUGUGAGGCCAGCUAUAAAAACAUGCCGAUGUAUAAGCGCCACAAGAAUACCCAUUUGGGUGUCAAACAGUUUGUGUGCGAUAUAGAGGGUUGUGGUAAAGGUUGGCCCGCAUGUGAACACCGCUUCGGCAGCAAUGAUAAGCUCGUGGACCACAUGAACGCACAUCAGGGCCUCCGAGUGGUCGAGUGUCCGGUCGAGGGUUGCGAUAAGACAUUCACCGGUAAGCCAUCGGGCCUCCGAGUGGUCGAGUGUCCGGUCGAGGGUUGCGAUAAGACAUUCACCGGUAAGCCAUCGGUUAGACAACACUUAAAACAAGUCCAUAAGUAUAAGACCACUGAAGGACUUAUGCCUCACAUUAAAUGA
This is a messenger RNA of Medioppia subpectinata, 792 nucleotides long. Lineage: Eukaryota; Metazoa; Arthropoda; Arachnida; Sarcoptiformes; Oppiidae. The record is from the annotation of a GenBank genome assembly.